This is a messenger RNA of Populus euphratica (Euphrates poplar), 2072 nucleotides long. RefSeq names its product globulin-1 S allele. The record is from RefSeq and is a predicted model, not a curated record. The coding region runs from base 92 to 1930 and encodes 612 amino acids. The transcript has 5 exons. NCBI's taxonomy places the organism in Eukaryota, Viridiplantae, Streptophyta, Magnoliopsida, Malpighiales, Salicaceae.
GCUCCUCGUCAUCUCUUUAUAUAGAUCAUCAUCAUGCCUGUAUUUCAAUCACUAGCUUGAGCUCGUUAAUUUCUCCUUUCCUCUGGUAAAAAUGCUGCAUAAGGUGCCGCUUUUAUCACUCCUGUUUUUGGGUUUACUACUCUGUUUCUCUCUUCAUGUAGAGGCCUUCCGUGAGGAUGUUUCAGCUGGGGAGAGACCUUAUCUGGUGAGGAAAGGACACAGGAGGUCUCUGGUGGUGACAGAAUAUGGAGAGAUUUCAGCUGCUGAAAUUAGAAGUGGAACAAAAGGGCCAUACCAUAUUCAGUUCAUCACAUUGGAGCCUAACUCCUUGUUGCUCCCUGUACUUCUCCAUGCUGACAUGGUCUUUUAUGUACACACAGGGAAUGGGAAGUUGAGUUGGACCGAUGGAAGAGAAAUGAAGAGGAUGAAUCUACGGAGAGGAGAUGUAUAUAGACUGCAGGCAGGCUCAGUUUUCUUUGUUCGAAGUAACCUAGACUCGGAAAGACAGAAGAUGAGGAUCCAUGCUAUCUUUUCCAAUACAGAUGAGGACAUAUAUGAGCCAUCAAUUGGAGCAUACUCUAGCGUCAGCGAUCUGGUCCUUGGAUUUGAUAGAAAAGUCCUUCAAGAAGCUUUUAAGGUCCCUGAAGAAGUUUUAGAGGAAUUAACCAGUGCAACGAAGCCACCAGCAGUGGUGCACGCAGUAACAAAGGAUCAGAAAUCAGUAUAUUGGGAAUCGGAAGACCGAAUGCUAGAUUUCCUGAUCGGAAACAAACAUAAGAAAAUCAAGGAAACCAAGACAUUCAACAUUCUAGAUGCUAAGCCAGAUUUUGAGAAUUGUAAUGGGUGGAGUCUGACUGUGGACAAACAUAGCUUGAAAUCACUAAGUGAUUCCAAAAUUGGAAUAUUCAUGGUGAACUUGACAAAGGGAUCCAUGAUGGGGCCACAUUGGAAUCCAAUGGCUACUGAGAUAGCAAUAGUGUUGCACGGGCGAGGGAUGGUUCGGGUGAUUUGUCAUAGCACAGCAAAUGAAUCAGAGUGCAAAAACAUGAGGUUUAAGGUUAAGGAAGGGGAUGUUUUUGCAGUGCCUAGGUUCCAUCCUAUGGCUCAAAUUUCCUUCAACAAUGAUUCAUUUGUUUUCAUGGGAUUCAGCACAUCAACAAAGAGAAAUCAUCCUCAAUUUCUGACUGGGAAGAGCUCAAUCCUCCAAAUAUUGGAUAGAGGCAUCUUGGCUGUUUCAUUCAAUGUUACUAACACCACAAUGGAUCAGCUUUUAAAAGCUCAGGAAGAAGCGCUCAUAUUGGAUUGCACUUCUUGUGCUGAGAUAGAGGAGAAAAAAAUGAAAGAAGAAUUUGAAAAGGAAAAGCAGGAAGAGGAGGCUAGGAAGACAGAGGAAGAGAGAAAGAGGGAGGAGGCAAGAAAGAAAGAAGAAGAAGAAGCUAGGAAAAGAGAAGAGGAGGAAGAGAGGGAAAGGGAGGAAGAGGAGGCUAGGAAAAGAGAAGAGGAGGAAGAAAAACAGCAAGAAGAGGAGGAGCAGCAGCAAGAAGAGGCUAGGAGAAGAGAAGAAAAAAAGAAGGGACAAGAGAAGCAAAGACAACGAGAAGAGACCCCCAGGAUGGAGCAUGAAGAGGCAGAGGAGGAAGAAAAACAGCAAGAAGAGGCUAAGAGAAGAGAAGAAAAAAAGAAGCGACAAGAGAAGCAAAGACAACGAGAAGAGACCCCCAGGAUGGAGCAUGAAGAGGCAAGGAGACAAGAAGAAAAAAGGCAAAAGCGACACUGGAAAGAAGAAGAAAGGGCUAAGGAAAGGGAAAGAUGUGAAAGAGGUGGGGAACAACCAGAGGAACAAGAAGUGGAAGCUAGAAAAGAAGAUCAAGAUCGUAAAGGUGAUGAAGGGAAAGGAAGAAGAGCUUUAAGGAAUCCGUGGAAGCUCUAAAUAUGACUACUUUCAAAGCAUUUAUAUGCAGUCUCUUGUUUUUAUGCUUGUUAACCACUCUUGUAAUAAGAUGUGAGAUCCACGUUUUGUAUCUCAGUUUUUGGCAUUAGUGUUUCAUGUAACGAGAUGAGUUUUUUCACGA